CACCAGCGGCAUCAAGCCGACAGCAGCGGCAGUAAUCUCAUUUCUACCGUCGAGAGAGAAAAAAAAAAAAAAUGGAGGAAUUUAUUUACGAAGAUUUCGGCAACUACACUUACGAGGAGGGCCUCGUGCCACACGAGGAGCCCGUGCUUCAGCACAGGUCGACAUGUACGGGGGAUGCCCUGUGCGUGUCUCUGCUGGUGAUCACCGCAGCCAUUUUUCUGCUGGGCUUCUGCGGCAACGCGUUGGUCAUUUGGAUCUCUGGCUUCAAGAUGAAGAAGACGGUCAACACAACGUGGUACCUGAGCCUGGCCAUCUCCGAUUUGAUCUUCUGCGCCUUUUUGCCCUUCUCCAUCACCUACAUGUUCAUGGAGAGGUGGAUCUUCGGACUCUUCUUGUGCAAGUUUUUCUCAUCUGUGUUGUUCCUCAACAUGUUCAGCAGCAUCUUCCUCCUGGUCAUCAUCAGCGUCGACCGCUGCGUGUCCGUCAUCUUUCCCGUGUGGGCCCAGAAUCACCGCACGGUACGGAAGGCUUCGGUUAUUGUUAUCCUGGCCUGGGUUCUCGCCAUAGGGCUCAGCCUUCCCUCUGCAGUCUUCCGUGACAUCCAGAAUCAAAUGGGCAGGACUGUUUGCUACAACAACUACACGUCACACCCACAGAGUCACAAAAUAAUCGUACUGAGCCGCUUCGUGGCAGGCUUCGUAGUGCCUUUCUUCGCCAUCAGCAUUUGCUACUCGGUCAUCAUCCUCAAACUUUGUACCAACAGGAUGACCAAAUCGUCCAAACCUUUCAAAGUCAUGACGGCGCUCAUCGCUACUUUCUUCAUCUGCUGGCUGCCCUACCACGUGUUCAUCCUGCUCGAGCUAAACCACCAACACUACAGCCAUUACAUCUUAAAUGUCGGACUGCAGGUCGGAACUUGCCUGGCGGCGGCCAAUAGUUUCCUCAACCCGGUGCUCUAUGUGUUCAUGGGUAAUGACUUCCAGCAGAGGUGUAAGAGUUCCUUGCUGUCAAAGAUGGAGAACGCCUUGGGAGACGACGGCCGCACCACCAGCCGCUAUCUGUCCAGGUCCAGCUCCGUCGACGGCAGGGUGUCCACGCACAUUUAAAGUUCUCCAUCACAUCGAACAUUUCAUUACGGGGUUUUGCACAACGACACCCUACAGAGGAAGAGCUGCAAGCGAUUUGAACUUCAAUUGUGCGUGCGUGAGCAGCGCCAUCCUAACGUCAACUUCACGCUGUAUUUCAUCGGGGGAUGACCCCGGCAAAGGCCUCCGCACUUCAGGCGUGUGAGAAAUAAAUCCCGAAAACGCAAAUGACUUGCAUUUUUCGCCUCCAAACAAUUCACACUGGCGGCGAUGGCAUUCAUGAGUGUCUGAGCACAUAUUGUGCAUAGUUGCGCAAGCCCAUAAAAAAUUCAUCAUUCCUAAAAAAAAUUUAUAAAAAUAAAAUCAAAAUCUCACAUUCAUGUUCUGUGUGAGUCAGUGUCAAAGACAACAGCAGGGAAUAAUGUGUUUACUUGUGUUUUAAUCACUAAAAAAAAAAAGGUCAGGACAAAAAGAAGUACAUAAAAAUACAUGGGCUGUAAAUGAAUGUAAUAUAUUUUUUGAUUGAAAACAUUUAACCAAUGGAUACCUUUUCUUGUAAAGCAGAACAAAAUGGUGGUUUUUCAGGAGUUCUCAUUAGGGAUGGUGGACUAUAUGUGUUCAUAAUUAGUUGCCACGUGAAUGUUUCCCUCGAUUAUCAUUUUCCUUUGUGAACCAGAAGCUGGUUAACUUUACCACCGAAGCAGAAAGAUAAACAAGGACCGUGCAAUUUGUGCUAAUCUCAGGAUAAUGGACAGGUCUUUGGAGAACGGAAAGGAUGCAAGUAUUGUUUUGUCAUUUCCGUGCUGAUGAAACAUUCUCUCAUCCUUCACCUGCCCCAAAAUACAUCUGUAAUUGUGUUUGUGUGUCAGUGUUUAUUUACUACUUGGUAAAUACAUGUGAUGAAUGAAUGAGUGGAUGGAUUUUUUUUCUUCUUUUCCCGGAGACAGUUCAGUUUGUUCUCUCAUGAAGGCUUCUCCUAAUGACAAUGGGAAAUUAACAUCUUCAUUCAGUCCACUGCCCUGCACGCUGUAAUUGCUUUUGGACAGGGGAUUAUUUUUUGAUGAAUAGAUAUCUUUGAACAAUAAUGUUCAUCAAUCAUGUGACAGUUCAAAUACAACACGCGCCGUUGUUCUAGCCAGUCGGCUACCAGCUUGUUGAAUGGGCCAGUGCUUUUUGUCAUUUUAACAAAUGAGAUUUGUACAAAGUCGUCCUUGCGUGUAUUUUUUUUAAAUUGUAUUUUUUAUUAUUUUUUUUACUUUCACUUUUCAUUUUCUGAAAUGAAGAUUUAAGUCAGGAAAUUAGCUCUUUGGUCCUCUUAUUUCUCAAUAUUAAAGUAAUAUUUAAUGAACAGAAUGUGACUAAGAUAGAUUCAAUAAUUACGGUAAUCUUAUCAGUUAUUUACCGUGUGAAAUUAAAAAUCACUGAUGACAUUUAACGGAUGUCAAUAUCUCAGCUCACCUAACCUGCAGAAAUAUACUACUGAUUACAAUGAUGUAACCUCACCUAAUAGUGUUGUUGAAUAAAAAAAAUAUAUAUAUAUUUGAAAUCUUGA
This is a messenger RNA of Phycodurus eques (leafy seadragon), 2637 nucleotides long. RefSeq names its product chemokine-like receptor 1 (gene cmklr1). Gene Ontology annotation, cellular component: plasma membrane. Gene Ontology annotation, biological process: positive regulation of macrophage chemotaxis; chemotaxis; complement receptor mediated signaling pathway. The transcript is spliced from 2 exons. The record is from RefSeq and is a predicted model, not a curated record. The coding region runs from base 72 to 1106 and encodes 344 amino acids. NCBI's taxonomy places the organism in Eukaryota, Metazoa, Chordata, Actinopteri, Syngnathiformes, Syngnathidae. Gene Ontology annotation, molecular function: complement receptor activity; G protein-coupled receptor activity.